This is a messenger RNA of Prunus armeniaca (apricot), 2655 nucleotides long. Lineage: Eukaryota; Viridiplantae; Streptophyta; Magnoliopsida; Rosales; Rosaceae. The record is from the annotation of a GenBank genome assembly.
AUGUCGUGGACGUCCAUGCAACUCCUCUUUCUGGUUGCUGGUUUCGCUCUUAAUCUGAUGCUGCUUGUUCAUUCCCGAGAUGAUCAAUCAGGAUUCAUUAGCAUAGAUUGUGGCCUCCAGACAGAUUCAGGUUAUUCUGAAACGGGCACUGGCAUUAAUUACAUUUCCGAUGCAACCUUCAUAGACACCGGUGAAAGUAAAUCCACAUCGCCUAGUUACAGAAAUGAGUAUCAACAGCCAUACGGGUCUGUUAGGAGCUUCCCCGAAGGAGCCAGGAAUUGCUACAAGAUAAAUGUUACACGCGGCAACAAAUAUUUGAUCCGAGCAAGUUUCGUAUAUGGGAAUUAUGAUGGCCCAGAUAAGAUACCAGAAUUUGCACUGCACCUUGGACCUAAUUUGUGGGAUACGGUUAGGUUUGAAAAUGCCUCCGAUGCAGACACGGACAAAGAGCUCAUAUAUGUCCCACUCCGAAACUAUAUACAUGUUUGUUUGGUGAACACAGGCUCUGGGGUUCCGUUUAUAUCUGCUUUAGAACUCAGGCCUUUACCUAAUGCAUCUUAUGAAACGGAAACGGGGCCAUUGACACUUGUCUCCCGAUGUGACACGGGCAAAAGACCUAAUACGCAAACUAGGUAUCCAUUCGAUAUUCUUGACCGAUUCUGGGAUGCCUAUGACCUCGAUGAUUGGACACAAUUAGACACCUCAUCCACCAUCAAGUCUGAAUCUGACGACCCGUACCAACUACCAUCUGUUGUUAUGAGUACUGCUUCAACGCCAAAAAAUCCAAGUGAUUCCUUGAGUAUUGUUUUAUCGUUGCCUGACAAAGAUGCUGAAUAUUACAGCUACCUGCACUUUGCAGAAGUUGAAAGCCUCCAACUCAACCAAUCUAGAUGGCAAUACGUUUCUUGGGAAGAAGCCGGCAGUUUUGGGCCAUUUGCUCCUCCAUACUUGUCAAGAUAUACCGUUUACGACACUGAAGCUUGGAGCACUGGUGGAAAAUAUGUUAAAAUUUCAGUUACCAGGGCUGAGAACUCUACCCUUCCACCUGUCCUCAAUGCUUUCGAGAUUUAUAUGGUUAAACAGUUCGUAGAAGCAGAAACAAACCAAGAAGAUGUUGAUGCAAUCACAUCGAUCAAGUCAACUUAUAAUAUUAAAAGAAAUUGGCAAGGAGAUCCAUGUGCCCCUCAAGAUUACGUUUGGCAAGGAGUAAAGUGUAACUAUCAAGAAUUUGAGUCACCAAGAAUCAUAUCCUUGGACUUGUCCUCGAGUGGCUUAACAGGGGAGAUAGCUGCUUCUAUAUCCAAUCUCACAAUGAUACAGUCUUUGGAUCUAUCAAACAACAACUUAACAGGACCAAUUCCAGAAUUUUUGUCUAAAUUCCAGAAUUUGACUGUCCUAAACUUGGAGAAAAACAAGUUCACAGGCUCGGUUCCGGUAGGACUGAUUGAAAGAAAGAAUAAUGGUUUCCUAUUAUUAAGUUUGUGCGAUAAUCCACAUCUAUCUGGGAAUGGUUCUUGCAAAUUAAAGAAGAAGCACAAUUUCAUUAUUCCCAUAGUAGUGCCAACCGCUGGAAUUUCCAUCCUCUUGUUAGUUGCAGUAGCUAUCUGGUGGUGGAGCCUCAAAAGGAAUAGGCAAGAGGGAGGAGAUGUCAUAGAUGAAAAAGCCAGCCCUCAUGGGUCAUUAGAAUCAACAAAGCGACAGUUUACGUAUUCUGAGAUACUAAUGAUGACCAACAACUUUGAGAGGGUUCUUGGCAAAGGUGGAUUUGGAACGGUUUAUCAUGGCUACAUGGAACAUACUCAAGUAGCUAUAAAGAUGCUUUCAGCAUCAUCUGUUCAAGGGUUCCAACAAUUUCGUGCAGAGGUUAAUCUUCUUAUGAGAGUUCAUCAUAAAAACUUGACAAGCCUUGUUGGAUAUUGCAAUGACGAAACCAACGUAGGGCUUGUCUACGAGUAUAUGGCCAAUGGGAACUUAUUGAACCAUCUUUCAGAUAGCAGAUCAAGUAUCUUGACUUGGGAAGAUAGACUUCGAAUAGCAACAGAUGCUGCACAAGGAUUGGAGUAUCUGCAUUGUGGUUGUAAGCCGCCUAUAAUGCACAGAGAUGUGAAAUCAACAAACAUGUUGCUGAAUGAAAAUUUACAAGCCAAAAUAUCUGAUUUUGGACUGUCUAGAAAUUUCCCUACAAAUGAUGGAACUCGUGCAUCCAGCAUUCUUGCUGGCACUCCUGGCUACCUUGAUCCUGAGUUCUACCUAUCAAACAGGUUAAAUGAGAAAAGUGACGUUUAUAGCUUUGGGGUUGUGCUGUUGGAGAUUAUCACAAGCAGACCGGUUUUAACGGUGACGCAUGAGAGAAUUCACAUAAGUCAAUGGGUUGGUCUCAUGCUUGCAAAUGGAGACAUUAACAGCAUCGUCGAUCCUAGGUUAGAGGGAAAUUUCAAUACCAACUCCGUCUGGAAAGCUGUGGAAAUAGCAAUGGCAUGUGUAUCCGUAAAUGCCAUCAAGAGGCCAAGCAUGAGCCAAGUAGUGGUGGAUUUGAAGGAGUGUUUGGCAACAGAAUGUGCUCGAACAAAUCAUAGCCGUGUGGCUGAAUUCAAUAAUUUCAAUGAGUUAAUGGCUGACAAUUCGAUCGUUAGGCUAACUCCCUCCGUGAGGUAG